AUGAAGACCGAAGAGCAAACCACCGAAGAGGCGGCGCGCCGUGCGCCUGCCACACGCCGCCAAGAAAAACCACCAUUUUCCUACAUAGCCCUUAUCGUCAUGGCAAUACGACAUUCACCAAAUAAGCGUCUAACGCUAAGCGAAAUUUAUGCCUUUCUACAGCAGCAAUUUCCUUUUUUUCGUAGUUCUUAUCAAGGCUGGAAGAAUUCGGUUCGGCACAAUCUUAGCCUUAACGAGUGCUUUGUCAAGCUUCCAAAAGGGCUGGGGAGACCAGGAAAAGGCCAUUAUUGGACAAUCGAUCCUUCAUCGGAAUUUAUGUUUGAGGAAGGUUCUUUUAGGCGACGUCCUCGCGGCUUUAGACGUAAAUGUCAGGCUCUCAAACCACAAUUUGGAGGUGGAGGUUAUUUAUGCGGCACUGGGGCUGGCGCACUUCCUCCAACACAACCUGCAAAUUAUGAGCUGGCCGGCGGUAGCGGUCCAAGCGCAAGUACAACAACAUCCGUAGAUUAUGGCGCCUGUGCAUAUCCGCAUUCGAGUGCCAGCCAGCAACUUACCUAUGGAGGAGAAUAUUGUACCUACGGUGGUAUGAGUGAUCGUGAGUGGCCGUUAGCGUAUGGACCAGUGGAAUCAGCGUAUCGACCACCUCCGCCGUCGCCAACAUCUAGACAUGAUCUACCGGACCUCAUACCAAACUAUCAGUAUGCCGUCGCCAAUGAUCACGGUAAGUGUUCUUUUACUCUUUAUUCUUUUAUAUUAAGACUUUCUUGCCUACGCGAAUUUAUUUAUAUGGACAUACACAUGUUAAAACCUUAUAGUUUUAAUUUAUGCAGUUGUUGA
This is a messenger RNA of Danaus chrysippus (African queen), 837 nucleotides long. The record is from the annotation of a GenBank genome assembly. NCBI's taxonomy places the organism in Eukaryota, Metazoa, Arthropoda, Insecta, Lepidoptera, Nymphalidae.